Molecule: messenger RNA, 4479 nt
Organism: Pantherophis guttatus
Lineage: Eukaryota; Metazoa; Chordata; Lepidosauria; Squamata; Colubridae
Gene: SLC25A1
Product: solute carrier family 25 member 1
Biological process (GO): mitochondrial citrate transmembrane transport
Cellular component (GO): mitochondrion
Molecular function (GO): citrate secondary active transmembrane transporter activity
Source: RefSeq, a predicted model, not a curated record
GCCGGCCGAGAGGGGCUGGCUGGCGAUCACGCCUCCCGGAGGGCUAUAUCCGAGCAGCGGGGCCGCUUGCUUGGCACCAGCCGCCUCUUCCUCCUCCUCUUCCUCCUCCACCCGCGACCGCGAUGUCUUCCACCCCACCGGCCGCGGGCUUCGUCGGCCCCUUCGCCAGACCCCGCUGCCUGGCUGCCGCAGCCCCGGCCGGCAAAGUCAAGCUGACGCACCCGGGCAAGGCGAUCCUGGCAGGUGGCAUCGCCGGAGGUAUUGAAAUCUGCAUCACAUUCCCCACUGAAUACGUCAAGACCCAGCUGCAGCUGGACGAAAAGGCCAACCCACCACGCUAUAAAGGCAUCGUGGACUGCGUCCGAGUGACGGUCAGGGACCAUGGGAUCAAAGGCCUUUACCGAGGCCUCAGCUCGCUGGUGUAUGGGUCCAUCCCGAAAGCUGCCGUGAGGUUUGGCAUGUUUGAGUUUCUGAGCAACCACAUGAGAGAUGCCGAUGGAAAACUAGACAGCACGCGUGGUCUUCUUGCCGGUUUGGGGGCCGGCGUGGCUGAAGCCGUGGUCGUGGUCUGCCCCAUGGAAACCAUCAAGGUCAAGUUCAUCCAUGACCAAUGUUCUCCCAAUCCAAAAUACCGGGGUUUUUUUCACGGCGUGCGGGAGAUCGUCCGGGAACAAGGGUUGAAAGGAACCUACCAAGGUUUAACCGCCACGGUCCUCAAACAAGGAUCUAACCAAGCCAUCCGUUUCUUCGUCAUGACGGCUCUUAGGAACUGGUACAAAGGAGACAAUCCCAACAAAGAGAUUAACCCACUUGUGACGGGAUUAUUCGGGGCGCUCGCCGGGGCUGCCAGCGUCUUCGGUAACACCCCACUAGAUGUUGUGAAGACGAGAAUGCAGGGCCUUGAAGCGCACAAGUACAAGAGCACCUUCAAUUGCGCCUACCAAAUUAUGAAAUACGAAGGACCUCUAGCGUUCUACAAGGGGACCAUUCCUCGCCUGGGAAGGGUCUGCCUAGACGUCGCCAUCGUGUUCAUCAUCUACGAUGAAGUGGUCAAAGCACUCAACAAAGUGUGGAAAACGGACUGAGAGCAAGUGAGCCGGGUGGGGUCAUCUAGCCCCCACCCCCCCAUCAGGCAACAGCUGGGACAGAGUUUGUGACCAACUGCAGAAGACAUUCGGAAGGGCGGUGUGUGCUUCUUCAUUCUUUCUUUCUUCUCACUGGGAGCGGUGCCACACGGGUCCUCUUGGCCAGAGGACACGAUUCCAGUCCCCAAAUCACUUCUCACUUUUCGUAAUACUUAUUUAUCGAAACGGAUUGCGGAUGGAUGGAUCCUUCUCAUCGUAAUGGUCCAUGACGCGAGACCGCCCGGGGGGGGGGGUUCAUCACAAAAGGGUCCCGGAAAUGAAUUCACGGGUCAUCAUCAGAUAGUUUUCUUCUACUGGAGGGCCCGCGAAUGACCAGUGAGUGGGGGGUUGGGUGGGGAGAGUGGUUUUCUUCGGUGCUCUUGAAAAUACACAUUCUUAUUGGCUUUCUCACUUGUUCACUCACGGAAGACAAGUCCUAGACACGCCCUUCCUUUUCCCAAAAAAACCCAGAUUGAGAAUCGUACAGAUAGCACCAUUCUCCACCAUCCAUGGUGGGAUGGGUGUAUCUGUGUUUGUAGGUGCUGAUUUGUUUUUCUAGUGCCGUUUUGAUUUGACGCUUUUUCCACCAAAAAAGAUCGAGGUGGAAACGUAAGGAGUAACAAAAGGGAUUUCAAGCUGUUUUAUGGUGAUGCAUAAGGGGGGAGUCUGAAGGAUUUUCCUCAACCUGUUGCUUCCCAGCUCCGUAGAACGAAUGGGUAGAUCUGUUAGGACAGGGGUCUUCAACCUUGGCAACUUUUAAGACUUGGUGGACUUCAACUUUUAAGACUUGUGGACCUCCAACUCCCAGCAAAGCUGGCUGAGGAAUUCUGGGAGUUUGAAGUCCACAAGUCUUAAAAAGUUGCCAAGGUUGGAGACCUCUGUGUUAGGAUAUCUGGGUUUUGUGGUCCAACACUCUUUCAGGGCAUUAGGUUAGGGAAAGACAAAUCCCGAGACUUAACAGAAGACUCCGUUAAUAAUAUCUCCACCCAAAGGAGAUACGGUCCAUAUCUUUUUUUGGAUCCCGCUACUCUGGUGGAAAACUGGCAUUCGUUCACUUCUGGACUUCAAGAAGUAGUAACCAAAACACUGAAUACAUUCCAAAAAUCCAUCCCUUCCAUGGUCUUCUUUUGGCAACUUGGCAGUUCUUCAUAUGAUCAAGUCCACCCCUUCUGAGCUCCUGGGACAUCCUAGGCUUCUGGCAUAGACAGGUCUCUCCAGAGCAGGAGAAAACAUUCUCCGUGUAGGCCUUCUCCUAGACACAUUCACAUCACCUUAAUGCAGGGAAACCAGGAAGGACUUUCGCGUAUCUUCUCCCUAGAGAAAUAGUAGUGACCACUGAUCUUCUACGAUGGAGAUGCUAAACCUUGGCAAGUAGGAUCAGCUGAGGAGUGAAAUGCUACCGGUUCAUUCCGGUUCGGGCAAACCGGUAGUGAUAAAAAAGCUACCGGUUUGUCCGAACAAGUAUUUCCGAUGAUCAGCUGUACCGCACGGUUUAUAUAUUCCUAGCAAAGCUAAAUCACGCGGCACACCUGUUCCCCCCCCUCGCUGUUCUACUUACUUAAUGAAGUCUUCUUUUUCCAUGCGAAGCGUGCAUUUGGCGCACCCUGCCCAUGUGCAGGCAGCAAACCGGUGGCGAUCCGCGGAGGAUUUUACCACUGUUUCAACUCCUCUGGAAAUUGCGGUCUUUUUCCCCAAGCUUUGAAUUUUACGUGCCUCCCUACCCUUGUGCUUUUCACUUUGGGUUUUAUGUUCUGAUGAAUGUAUUAUUAUUUUUUAAAUAUAUAUAUAUAUAUAUAUAUAUAUCUCGGGGACUUCUUUUUUCCCUUGGUCUCUAUCUGGAACCUACAGAGAUGUUCCAACCUUCACAUUGGUUGGGCAGAAGCUGCCUUACUGUGCCCCGUGGACUUCAUUCCGUAGACUUGAUGGAGCUGCAGUUCUUCACGUUGUAGGCUGAAAAGGGCGCCGUUGAGAUGAUUCUUCUUUCAGACCACGCUCCUUGGGGACAUCUGGUGGAGAGAAGACCUUCCCCAUUCAUCCUUUUCAAAGGGUCUUUCUUCUCCUCCUUAGACACUGCCUUAGUUUGAGAACCAGAAGUCCUUGGUUCGUUAACCGAUUCUUGUACUGUAUUAAGAAAGGGGGGAAGGCAGCUCCUUUGCCUCUUCUGCCCUGGUGCCAAGUCGGGACAUUUCCACUAAUCAGUGCCAAAGGUUUUGCAUCGUGUGUCUCUCUCUCUCUCAUUCUCGGGGAUGGUCUUACUCAGGGGUGGGCUCCAAAAAUUUUAGCAAGGGGUUCUCUGCCUGGUUGCUGGGUGGCCGUAGCCUAGUCGGCCUCCUGCACCACAGUGGGGUGGGGGGCAUUUUUGCCCUCCCCUGGCUCCAGAGGCUUUCCUCGAGCCUACAGGAGGGCGAAAACGGCCUCCCCAGGCUCUGGAGGCCAGAAAUGGGCCUGUUUCCAGCCUUCCCGAACUUCCGGUAUGCCCGUUUUUCUUCCUCCCCGAGUCUCCGUGUACGCCCUGCACUUACCUGCAUGCAAAACGGGCUGCGUGGGGACUCCUGGGAGGGAAGGACUGGGCAGGGCCAGCCAGGAGUGGGAUUUGGGGGUUCUCCGAACGGCACAGAAUCUUAGCUAGAGGUUCUCACGAACCCCUACGAACCCCCAGCAGCCCCACCCCUGGUCUUACUCCUUCCCUGACUGCUCCUCUCCUGCUUUCCAAAUUUAAACUGCCCUGAUGCAGGUGAGCUAAAUACAAACCUGCGCUUCGUGGUUUAAGGAUUAGCGGAUGGACAAAGGUCCAGGCACAUCUGGUUGGCUGACGCUGUUGGACCAUCAGCUGGUCCAGAAGAAUUUUGGUCCAGAGAAACUCAGUGGUAGCAGCAAGGGAGAACUUAUGGCCCAGAUGGAGACGAUACUGACUUCUCCCUUUCUCUUUUCUGAAUGUCGAUAGAAAUGAAUUUCUCCCCCUGCGAGCUGUUAAUUCUCGAGAUUCCUUCUUCUGCUAUCUAUAUCAGGGGUCUUCACCUCCGGCAAACUUUUUAAGCCCUGUGGAACUCACACACACCCCCCCAUGCUGGCUGGGGAAUUCUGGGAGUUGAAGUCCACAAGUCUUAAAAUGUGCCCAGGAUGUGGCAACACCCCUGAUCUAUGUGAUAAAGUUAAUGCAGAGGUGGCCAGGGUAUAAGGAAGUUGUUGCUUGUAUUUUUACAGGAUCUGGUGUUUCUUAGAUGGAAGAUAUAAAUUAAAUGUUUUAAAUGUCUCUCUGUUAACGCCCUGGCAGCCUAAGACUAGUCUGGUUUUGGAAUUCCUCAGCUCUCCGGCAUGGAUGCUGACAAUAAAACCAACGUUGCCUGCUUGUUAA